AUGACGGCCACUAGCGACGGCCGGAGAUUCCUCGUCUUCUCUAAUCCUCGGCCGGUUUUUGCGGGACGAGCAGCAGAAGACGGGGCGAAUGAGGAAGGCAGAAGCCUGAACCGUAUUGUCCCUCAUCCGGACGUCGUUAUAUGGGCUAAGGGUCCGCUUCACAAGCGGCUGGAGGCAGUGUGCGCGGGGUACGCGCUGCACCACCUCCUGUCGUCCAAGCUGCCUGCGGGCGUUCCGAAUACCAGCGCCGCGUAUUCCCAGCAGCAAACCCAGCAGCGACCGUUGCGCCUGGCUGUGUUAUGGCUGCCGGAUCGAGCCAUGCCGCACGCCACGCUCAACCACGUGCUGGGCCCUCUGCCUCCCCCGAGUGCGCUCGGCGCAGUGCAAAGCGGCAGCCAGCAGGGCGAGCAUGCGCAGGAGUCGCCGUCGUUCCCGCCGGAUGCGUCCGACGAGGCACUCGUGCUGCAGCACCACCCGAGCUGGCUCAACUCACCGCUUUAUACCUAUGGGGAUUCCCAGCUCUACACUUCCCUCCAGCGCUGCUACAGCCUGCUACAGCCGUCCACAGCCGUGCAGGAGCUGAUAGCCAAGGAGAACAUGACACGUGUCCAGCAGAGCACAGCGGUUUAUAUGGAGCCUGUAGCGCUCUCCCCUAAAUCCCCCCUUUGCACCGGGUGCGACCCUAAAUUCACAGUCAACUGCACGGCUCGCCGCCUCAUGUGGUUUUUUCUCGGGCAGCCGGACGGCGACGCGACGGUGGCAGGUUUCUGGCCGUCGCAGGCGCUGGCUGUGGCGCAGACCUUCCACCCAUCCCGCCAACCGCACCUUCUCCGCGCAACCCUUCGCCGCUCCGCCCUCUGCCGCCCCAACCCCGCGUGGGGGGAACCGCUCCCUCCGCCGAUUGUCCCCGCGGAACCCACACCGCGGGAGAUCGCUGAGCGGGGAUGGUUGGGAAAGCUAGGCUGGUUUGACAGGCGGCUGGAAAUUAGCGGAGGGGGAGGCGGAACUAGUGGGGUACGAGGCGCCGGGGGGAUAGGGUUUGGUAGCGGCGGGAGUGAGGGUGCGGAGCAAGGAGCGCGGGGAGUGGGCGCAUGGAUAGAGUGCGCGCAACUAGAAGCGGCGGAGCUGUUCGCGCUGUCUGCUGCGCGGGGGCUCAUUCACCUGCAGCACUCCCCCCAAGCGGACCUCAUCCGCGCGCAGGCCUCCGCCAAAGGCAGAACCCCCCUUGUGCAUGACGUGCUGGUCGCCCCGGAGAGCUUUCCGCGGAGAGCGGGGGGCGCGCCAACGGCAGCGGAGGGGAGCAGCGGGGAGGAGGGCGGGGAGGGGAGCGGGGAGGGGGGCUCAAGCGCGGAGCGCGGAGUGUUUGAGGUGGAGCGCGGGCUGUGCCAUGCGCCGCCUAUGGUGCCUAUCAACAAGCACCGCAUUGGGAAGCAGCUGAUCGUGGAUGACACAGUGGGAAUGGUGUAUUGCGCAGUGCAGAAGGUGGGUUGCACUAGCUGGAAGGUGUGGAUUCGGCAGCAGCACCACCACCCCAACCCCAACCAGCUUUUAGACACCCACCUACCAGCCACGAGCAACGUCACCGAGGUCUGGUAUUCGCUCUCCGAACCUGACGCCAUCCGAGCCAUCACCCGAACCGACUACACCAGGUUCGUGUUCGUCCGGCAGCCCUUCACUAGGAUCGUAUCUGCGUAUCUCAACAAGCACGUGGCAGGCGGCGGGCCGGACGGGUUCGGGCGGCAGUUCUGGACGAGGAAGUUUUUCGGGCAGCUGUGGGCGCUGCGGGCGCUGGACGGGCUCAGAUUCCGGUCAAGCGAAGGAAAUUCGUCUGCUGGAGGGGUGGAAGGGGGUGAAGGCGUAGCAACAGCAGGAGCAGCUUCAGCAGCAGCAGCAGAAGUGGGGGUUGGGAAGAAGAGCAGCAGCUGGUGGGGAGUGUGGAAAGACAAGAUAGAGAUGGAGAUGGGUCGUCUGCUGUCGUUUGAGGAGUUUGUGCGACUGCUGGGGGAUGCCUGGGACGAGGACAGGCGCUGGUUCCUGGAUGAACACAUCGCCCCUCAGAACAUCCUGUGUGGGCUGGACCGCAUACGCUACGACUACGUGGGGCGCUUUGAGAACAUGGACGCGGACGUGAAGGCCCUCAUGCACCGCUUUGGCCGCGACCCGGGCGACGCCUUUGACUUUGGCAAGAAGAUCCACCCCACCAAGUCCAGAGACCAGCUGCAGCAGAUGUUCAGUAAUAAGGAGACGUACGACAUCGUGAGGCGAGUGUACGGCAUGGACAUGCACGCACCCUUCAACAACAUCUCCUACGACCCCCCUGAGGAGCUCAGCAGAAUCUACGAAGGAUCGGGGGAAGCUGCGCUGGUGUCGGGGGCAGAGGAGGGAUGUGAGUGUGAGGAAGAUGGAAAGGAGAGGGAGAAUGGAGUGGAGGAGUGGAAUGGGGGGAAUGCAGGAGGGCACGAGAGGCAGUGUGCAGAGGUGGCAGAGAGGGACGAGAGUUGGGUGUGA
Closterium sp. Naga37s-1 is the source of this 2508-nucleotide messenger RNA. The record is from the annotation of a GenBank genome assembly. NCBI's taxonomy places the organism in Eukaryota, Viridiplantae, Streptophyta, Zygnematophyceae, Desmidiales, Closteriaceae.